Sipha flava (yellow sugarcane aphid) is the source of this 2932-nucleotide messenger RNA. RefSeq lists its product as uncharacterized. Bases 352 to 2829 code for a protein of 825 amino acids. The record is from RefSeq and is a predicted model, not a curated record. NCBI's taxonomy places the organism in Eukaryota, Metazoa, Arthropoda, Insecta, Hemiptera, Aphididae. The transcript is spliced from 10 exons.
ACAAAUUCAAAUUUGUUUUCAGAAUUCUUAUCGUGUCACUAGAUUAAUCGGUACGUUGGAAAUUAGCUAUGCCUUCUGUUUUAAACAGUAGCAGUUUUGUAGUGACAUGUGUGUGCGCGUGCGAAAGUGUACAAACUAGGCGAUUCGGCACGUGACUGUCAAACAUCAAUUAUUUAUAGAUAUUAUCGACAAUAUUCCUAAAACAAAAUAGAUACUGGAUGAUGUAAUAAUGAUUAUUAUAUUUUCUGACGUUUGAUAAUAUUAUUACCACAUUUGCUUUGUAUAGUUACAGUGAACUUAUUAAUGAUUCUGUUUUCUUUAUAAAAUAUUUUGAAAAAUAAAUAAAACACUAUGGGUAAUUCUAAAAAAAAAAAGUUAUCGUUAUCAAAACUGAAAAAACACAAGGGCAAUGUUAAUGCGCUAUUAAAAUGGCGUUUGAAUUCCAAUUACAUUAUGGAAAAUGCAGGCUCAAUUUCUAAUGAUGAAAUUAUUUGUCCAUCAACAUCAAACACACAAACGCAUGAUGAAACAGAAGAAAUUUACGUAAUUGAAGGUCGAAGAAUAGUAGACAUAAAAUUUGUGUUUGAUACUAUUGCAAAAAUCAAACAUGAGGGUUUCAACUGUACAUUUUCCGAUUUAAGAUUUUUAUGUGAAAAAAAGAUUGGUUUUUUUAGUGAAUUCGUCUUUAUUUGCAAAAUGUGUCAUAAAAAAGAGAUUAUACCCACUGAACCGCAAAAUAGUACACUUUUGUCCAUAAAUUUAGCCAUAGUGUCAUCUGCAGUGAAUACUGGUCAAGGUUAUUCACAAAUACAACAGUUUUCUGCUAUAUUGAAUAUGCCAUGUUUAAGUAAUCCAUUGUAUCAAAAAUUACACCAAGAUAUUGGAGAGCUUACACAUAAAGUUGCAUUGGAAGCAUGUGAAGAUGCAGCUAAAGAAGAAGCUAGAUUAGCUGUCGAAAAUGGUAAUGUAAAUAAAGAUGGUGUUCCGAUGAUAGCUGUAGUUGCUGAUGGUGCCUGGUCUAAAAGGUCCUAUAGACCAAAUUAUAAUGCAAUGUCUGGCGUUGGGUGUAUUGUCGGUUAUAGAACCAAGAAAGUGCUAUACUUAGGUGUACGUAAUAAAUACUGUUCGAUAUGCCAUAAAGCAGAUAAUAUGCAAAAAACACCAGAAAAUCAUGUUUGUUACAAAAAUUGGAGCGGAACAUCGACAGCAAUGGAAGCAGACAUAAUUGUCCAAGGUUUCGUUCAAAGUUUAAAAACUAAUAAUUUAAUUUAUAGCCACCUAAUUGGAGAUGGAGACAGUAGCGUAAUGAAAAAAAUACAGCUGGAAAAACCUUAUGGUAAUAAUGUGAUUGUAAAAAAAGUAGAAUGUACGAACCACAUUUUAAGGAAUUAUUGCAACCGCUUGAAAGAUAUGUCAUCAAAAAGAAAAAGUUCAAUGGGUAAAGUUGUGCCAGGAUUUAUACGAACGAAAAUAAAAGAAAAUGUGUUAAGAUUAAGAUACGCAGUGACUAAAGCUAUAUUAUUUAGAAAAAAUAUGAAAAUUGCUCAUAACGAGAAAACAAAAUUAUUAAAAAUUGAUAUUACGAACGGACCUUAUCAUGUAUUUGGUUCUCAUGAAAAAUGUGAUAUGUAUUUUUGUACAAGAAAAAAUGAUACUGAUAUAAAUUUAGUUCCAAAAAUGCAAGAAUGUGGUAUUUGGAACGAUAUUAUAGCAUCUAUAAAUUUAGUGGCAUAUCAUUCAGAAAGUUUAGUUUAUCACGUCAAUAACAAUGCAGUCGAAUCAUACAAUAGUAUUGUGGCGAAAUAUAUAGGAGGAAAAAGGAUAAACUUUUCAUUUAGAGGUUCUUAUACGACUCGCUGUCAUACUGCGCUGACUUUUUAUAACUAUGGGCCGGAAUAUUUACGAAAAUUGCAUAAAAAGGCAACCAAUUAUAGUCCAGGAAAAUUUACAAAAGCGUUUAUAUUAAAAAACAUUAAAUCUCAAAAACAAAAAGAAAUAAGAAAACCACUUCAAGCAUUCAAUUCUCGAACCAAAAAAAAAUUGAUAGAUGGACCCGACGAAGAUUAUGGUGCUGUAAAUGAAAGUUUAGGAUGUAAGCCAUUAAUACUUUCUCGUGAAGAAUUUGAGGAACAAAAAUUAGAUAUGUUAUCGCGGUUAAAACUUAGCUUACAAGAUAUUAAUAAAUUAGAACGUCGAACUACUGAACAAUCACAAUGUGAAGAGUGGAAGAGGGAACGUUCAUACAGGCUGACAGCAUCUAAUUUUGGCAAAGUAUGUAAGCUUCGAAAAAGUACAAACCGGAAAAAUACAAUUGUUUCAAUUUUAUAUGCAUCACAAUAUUUUCAUGGAACAACUGCUACCAGUUACGGUAUACAAUUUGAACCUGUCGCGAAAGAGCAAUUCGAAUCAUUAUACAAAUUCAAAGUGAUUACUGCUGGAUUAUUUGUUGAUCCUACACUACCUUAUUUAGCGGCAUCACCUGACGGACUUAUUGGAGAUAAUUCAAUAAUAGAAAUUAAAUGUCCUUUUUCAAUAAGAGAUUUAACGCCGGAAAAUGCAUACAAGGAGAAGAAAAUUAAAUAUUUAGAACAAAAAGACAACAAAUUAGUUUUGAAGAAUAGCCAUGAUUAUUAUUUUCAAGUACAGGGUCAACUACACAUUACGCAAAGGAAAUUUUGUUAUUUUGUAGUAUGGACACCUAAAGGAAUGUUGGUUGAUUUAAUUGAACGAGAUGAUUUAUUUUGGAAAGGUAAAAUGGAAAUACCUUUAUCAGAAUUUUACCUCAACCACAUGAUAUUAGAAAUUAUUUCUCCAUCAUAUUCAAUUUGAGCUUGGACUUCAUAAUUUUGUACUUGAUUCGAAGUGUAUAUAAAACGUGUAUAUUACGUGAACUUGUAGUAAUUUACAAAUAAAUUUCUUUAUUACUUAUAAC